This is a messenger RNA of Phragmites australis (common reed), 429 nucleotides long. Its product is annotated as putative pentatricopeptide repeat-containing protein At1g69350, mitochondrial. The transcript has a single exon. Gene Ontology annotation, biological process: RNA modification. The record is from RefSeq and is a predicted model, not a curated record. Gene Ontology annotation, molecular function: protein binding; RNA binding. Bases 1 to 429 code for a protein of 142 amino acids. NCBI's taxonomy places the organism in Eukaryota, Viridiplantae, Streptophyta, Magnoliopsida, Poales, Poaceae.
AUGAUACAUGACUACCUCAUGGCAGGUGGGUUCUAUGGUGACCCGUUCGUGGUUGGCUCGUUGGUCAACAUGUAUGCCAAGGUUAGGGAUGCGACCAUCGCGCGAAGGCUGGUUCUUGGAUUACCCUGUAGGGAUGUUAUUUUUUGGACAGCCAUCAUAUCAGGGUGCAUGCUCAAUGGGAUGCUAGCAGAAGCCCUCAAGGUGUUCGUCAUGAUGCUGGAAGAUGGCAUCCUCCCCAACAAUGUCACAAUGUUGAGUGUCAUUCAAGCCUGCUCUUUGAUGGGUGCAUUAGGAUUGUUCGGUCCUGUGCAUGCUCUUGUUGUUCGGUUGGAGCUUGAGGAUAACGAAUCAGUGAUGAAUUCUCUUAUUGCGAUGUAUGCAAAGAAGGGAUUUGUUAAAGAGGCCAUGCGACUUUUCGUGGAUUGUUGA